UGACGUUGGUAAUUGGUACAGUUUUGCAGCGUUGCUUUCAUUUUCUUGAUUGUUUUUUAUUUACCAUGAAAAUUGUACUUUAUUUUAAAUUGAGCAAUUACUAUUGUGAUAAAUGAAACAUCAAUUUAGUUUAUUCUAAUGGCUGUUUGUAGUCUAAGAACUUUGUUACUGAUUGUCUGCAUUCUGGAAUUGAUUGUAACAGUACAACGGCAAGUGUUUGAUUUCUUAGGGUAUAUGUGGUUGCCCAUUAUUGCAAAUUUUACCAAUAUUAUAUUCAUAAUUUUUGGUUCUUUUGGGGCUGUUCAGUAUGUGACAAAGUAUCUAUUGUCUUAUUCAAUAUGGAGUUGUAUGUGGUUGACAUGGAAUGUGUUUUUAAUAUGUUAUUAUUUGAAUGUUGGAACUCUUAAUCGGGAAAGUGGCCUUUUGUCAUUAGGUACUGGAAGUGUUAGUUGGUGGGAGGGUAAUGGGUGGGGAUGUCAACCUGUUUGGGGUGAAGCAGACGGUCCUGGAACUUGGAGACCAGCUCGAGUCGAUGGAUGUUUCUUACAAUGGCAGUAUGUGGAGUUGGGUCAGUCGUCGAUUGCUGCAUUCCUUGCCGCCACAGCCUUGCCUCUAGCAACGUUGUUAACAUACAGAUCUUUUAAGAAAGAUAAAACUGUUUCUGAUAAGUCUACUCUAUCCCGCCGUCAAGUAUUCACUAUAGAACUAAGUCCCACCGAAACCAAUGUGAACGAGAGCUCCCUGAAGCCUAUGACGCCUCGUCGUGUGAAACGCAGGUCCGGUUCCCGUGGCGCGGGCUCGUCUGUGCGUCGGUCGCGUCGUUCGUAUCGCAACGCUGGCUACCUCGCCUCCAACUCCUCGUUACCGCGGGACCCUCGUCCGUCACGUCCCACUUCCGCUCAUUCGUCUUACUCCAACUUCCACGCAGCCCGGCCCUCGUCUUACAAUCCUCCUGAACGCGAUGUGUAUGAUCCCCCGGCCGAGGAGUCCGUCCCCAUAGUGACCAACAGAUCCAACACGAUCAGACGCAGUAAGAUGAGCCGAGACGUCGUCGGACCCUACAACAUGCCGGAAGCACAGAGACAGCAGCGUACGGCAGACAAUUCCACGUAUGAUAACAUUGGACGCAGCUACGAGACGGUGACCAACUACGAAAACAGAUCAGAGAGCGUAGCCACGGCGUGCGAACCGGCCUACGAGGCGAACUACGGCUACGGUUACGACACUUCAUGGGACCCGCCUCCCCCUCCGGUCGGAGCGCGUUCCACGCCGCAGGCCCCGGGCCCGCCAGCAUACCAACCAGCUGCAGACCCCUACAAUGUUAUACCUUAGCAUGUUGAGAAUCAAAUACAUCUGUAUGAUGUAGAUCACCGCCGUCCUUAACUUCUGUUAAACUAUUUUUACAUAUCCACUAGUGUUGUUGUCAACGAAUACUUGCCAUGUUAUUGUAUUACAUCGUAUUUAACUCAUGUGCCUUAUCCAGUGAUGCUCAAACAGCUCAAACUUAUUCUUUAAAUGUAUGAUAAAUGAAUCUCUCGCUCAGCGUCCUCGUCCAACACUUGUUAAGUUUUAAUUAGUUAUCGGUAGAUGUAGGGUUGGUGUUAUGUGUUUCGGCUCGUCGUUCGUGACACGGACGGUAUUGAAGUUUUAACAACGAAACAGUCAGUGUUCAGUUUGAAGACUAACUCUUUGUAAGGUAACUGACGAUGAACACGUACUGUCUACGUUUUGAUGUUUAUAACAUAUAAAAAUAUGUAUUAAUUGUAUGAAAUACAAUAUGUUUACGUUAGUUUUACAUCUAAAAAAAAUGAAUAGAAUUUUCUUUAAAUAGAACGUUUAAUGUUUGCAACCAUUUUAAUACAUUUGAAUAUGUAUUUUUACUAUUUUCUAUAUAAAUGAAAUCCAUUGACCAUUUUUUAUACAAAAUCCAGCAAAUAGCAAUCGGAUAUUAUUUUGUUUUUUAAAAAUGUUAUUUUUAAGUGAUAAGAAAACAGGUGUGUGUGUGUUUAUUUUAAAAAAAGAACUUCAGAACAUUUUUUAUGUAGAGAAGUAAUCCGUCCAUGAUGUAUAGGAAUCUAUCUUUAUUGAGGAACGAAACCUUCAUUGUAAUUGUAAUUCGUUAUUUUUGUACUUUAUUUAUAAAAUAUUAGGGCACAUUUAGAUUGGUACAAAGUUACGGCACAACUGCUAUACUUACAUUCCGAGGACGAAUGUCUCGUAUUCCCUUUUAUUUCCAUAUUUUUUGAUUACGUAUUCUUAAGUGACAUACAAUUUACAAAACGAGCUUUAUUAGAUUAAGGAUAUUUUUGUUUUUUUUUUUAAUUAAGUACUGUUUCGGACCUUUAUACCAAAUAUAAGGAAAUGAAAA
Molecule: messenger RNA, 2368 nt
Organism: Danaus plexippus (monarch butterfly)
Lineage: Eukaryota; Metazoa; Arthropoda; Insecta; Lepidoptera; Nymphalidae
Gene: NKAIN
Exons: 5
Coding region: 139-1332 (397 amino acids)
Biological process (GO): regulation of sodium ion transport
Source: RefSeq, a predicted model, not a curated record